This is a messenger RNA of Sphaeroforma arctica JP610, 3341 nucleotides long. RefSeq lists its product as hypothetical. Bases 173 to 2434 code for a protein of 753 amino acids. The transcript has 5 exons. Gene Ontology annotation, molecular function: RNA binding. The record is from RefSeq and is a predicted model, not a curated record. NCBI's taxonomy places the organism in Eukaryota, Ichthyosporea, Ichthyophonida.
CCGUAAAUAAUGAAUAUUUAAUACGGAAAUCACUAACAAGCACGCCAACAGUAAACACGACUCUAUUGUCUCAACGACAAUAUCACUUGUGUAAUAGAUACACCUUGCGCUCAAGCCUGUACGGACGUGCACGUGAUCACGUGAUCGAGGUUACUUCCGUGUAUCUGACAGAAUGUCGAGCGGUGUUGCUCCCUACCUGGGUAGUAAGAUCAGUUUGGUGUCCAAGUCGAAUAUCCGUUAUGAGGGGGUCUUAUACACCAUCGAUCCAGAGAAGGCAGCCGUGGCCCUUUCCACAGUUGUAUCAUUUGGUACCGAGGGCCGUCGAGGCGGUGUGGACGAGGUACCACCCAGCAAUGAGGUCUAUUCAUACAUAACUUUCCGUGGAGCUGAUAUCAAGGAUCUGCACGUGGUCGACACGCACCUGAAUUACGCCCAGUCCCAAAAUCAGGGCCGGGGGAUGGCACCGGGUGCACCGCAACAGCAACAACAGCCGCAACCAUCUGCUCCCCCAGUGUCAGCACUGCCUACCACACCCAAGCCCGCGUCUACGGAUACUACUGACACUACCAGUAGUGGGGAAAAAGGGCCGGAUGGCGAAGCAGGAAAGGACGAGAACACCUCUACAGACGGAAGGGUUCAGACGCCUACAGGCCCUCAAGGCAUGCAACAGCAGGGUCCCUAUCCGUCGCACCAGCAACCAGGACAGCCACCGUUUCAACAAUACCCGAACAAUGGGCCUCAGGGUCAGUACAUGCAACCACAGGGGCCAUAUGGCAUGCCACCCAACCCACAGUACGGGUAUGGAGGUGGUGUAGACGCCUAUGGCAAUCCGAUGGGACCCCCCCAGAACCAGUACUACGGAGGCGGUCCUCCGGGUGGGUGGGCACCAGGGCAUGGCCCAAAUCAGGGAUACUACGGGUACCCUCCCAUGGGUAUGAACAACCAAGGGCAGUACAUCCAGAAUCACCAUCAACACCCGCACCACGGAAUGCACCCACAACAACACCAACAACAACAGCAGCAGCAUCCAAACCUGUAUCAGGUUCAGCAGCAACAGCAACAGCAACAGCAACCACCCAAUGCGGAAGCACAGAGCGGACCGCAGCCACCACAGGACAUGGAAGCAAGCAAGGAAGGUGCCAUUGAUGGUGAGAAGAGUGAUGAAGUCAAGAAGGAGACUGCUGGAGAGAGCGGAGGAUCAACUGGGGCGAGCAAGGAUGAGGGUGGCAAGAAGGCGGAUAAAAGUUCGGUACCCUCAAAAGCGGAAGAGAGUGGAAAGAAGGUCGCCAACAAAGAUGGAGGAAAGAAGAACGUAGAGGACGUGAGGAAAGAUAGUGCCCAGGUAGAGAAGCCGAAGAAACCCGCAACAUUGGCGGAACGAGUGGCGGCCAAUAAGAAAGACGGGGACUCCAAAAAGAAGGACGAGCCUGAGAAACCGAAUGCGAAAGCCAAUUUGGAGAGUGCGAAAGGAAGGGAGUCAGGCACUGCUUUCUCAGGCACCAUUAGUAAGGAUAAAGGUGAAGCGAAUACCCAGACUUCCACGCAGAAUACCCCACAGGCCAAAGCACCAACUCAAACACCAGCGCCAGCACCAGCUCAGCCACAAACUGGCAAGGCCGGCGGCAGCCUGUUACCCACACCUGGCACGGGUGGCAAUAACACUCAGAUCAAUGGGGGCCCCCAGAAGCACACACAGGCACAAGUACAAGCCGCCAAUGCCACGGCACACAACAACAAGAGCACUCGAGGUGGUACGCAGGGCAGUGGUGAACGUAGGAGGUACUCGCGCGGCGGUGCACGCCAGGUAGCGAAUGCGAACACUGGAGCACCGGUACCCACUCAGAAACCCACAGACAUGCCAGAGUUCGAUAUGCAGACCGCUAAUGAGAAGUUCGACAAGGAAGAGAUCGAAAAGGAAUUCGAGGAGAUGCACAUUGGGGAUGGUGCACCUACGGCCCACACCAAUGAUGAGGAUAUGGACGACGAGGGCAUUUACGACAAGAAAAAGUCGUUUUUCGACAAUCUUUCGAGCGAUAUCGUGGAUCGCCAGAAAGAGCAGGAAAGCGGCGAGAGAGCGCAUCGCAUGAGCCGAGGCGAGGAGCGUCGCAUGAAUGUCGACACCUUUGGCAACGAAGCAGCCAAGUUCACUACCAGCAACUACCGUGGGCGUGGUCGCGGACGGGGCGGCUACAACAACAACUACAGGGGCCGGGGAGGCCGAGGCGCGUAUUCGAUGUCCAACGGUAUGCCUGGACGCACGCCACAUCAGACAAAUGAUCGUAACAAUAACAAUGAGAAUACCUUCAACAACAAUGGCAGGCACCACAACAAUAACGGGUACAACAACGCCGGUCAACAGGGCAAUAAUACGUGGCAGAAGACCCAGCAGCGAACUGAGAACGCCAAUGUCCGUGUAUCCAGUCCAAGUGCGUAGCGGCAGUGAAGUGAGCACUCCUGCAAGCACCGCGGUCGAGGAGUGAAUGUGUGUGCCGAAACAAACAGCCUGUAAUGGCAGUGAGAGUUGAUUAAGUUCAGCGUGGCGUGUUCGUUUUUGAAACGCUGUAGCCGGUAUUUGAACGAUGUCUAACAUGUCGACUACACUAAAUACAUAUGCAGCAAAAUCAGCGACCCCAGAACCAUAUUCAGCAGCCCACCCGGUAGAUUGGUUUGGAUAAUCAGGAGAGCGCUACGUAUCGAGGAGCUUUUGAGCGCUGCCGCUGCAGCACAUUUUCAGAACAGUUCGAACAGCCAGAAUGCGAUGAGAAUGCAGUGAGAUGGGAACGGUUCUAAACGGGUCAAGGAUUAGCCCAGGCCAGGGACAAUUAGUGUACAUAUUAUAUCCUGGGCUAUUGGCGAUCGAAGUGUAGUGCAGAGGGGUUAAAACGGUGGAUGGCAGGAGACAGGGAUACGCACGUUACACAUGCAUGCACUCGCUCGCUUUUGUGUUCAGUGCAAGCAUAUGGAAGGCGCUUUCUUCAAUGUACGCUCAUUACGUUCACCAUGAGAGGGAGAUGGGAUGUGUGUGUGUGUGUGAGUCAAUACCAAGGUGUGUCAGGUUCAUAGGGCUCGCGCGUAAGACAUCGGCAGGUGCGAAGGUUCCGCCCGAAAUCGAAGGUGAGAAUUCUCAGGCAUGGAAGGUGCCGGUCCUAUCAAUUGCGAGGCGUCAAGUGUCGUACCUCUCAUCAGUUUUUGAUAAGAUUUAGUACAUGCUUCCUUGAGGGGAGUGAAGAUUCGAUUAGAAAUACAUGCAUUCAAUAACAGCGAGGCGAAGUUGGACCGAACAGUUCUUGUUCAAAAGACACCUCUUGAAGUUAAAAUAAAAGUGAUAUUUGUGUUGCAUA